Molecule: messenger RNA, 1965 nt
Organism: Pyrenophora tritici-repentis Pt-1C-BFP
Lineage: Eukaryota; Fungi; Ascomycota; Dothideomycetes; Pleosporales; Pleosporaceae
Product: AraJ, Arabinose efflux permease
Biological process (GO): transmembrane transport
Cellular component (GO): membrane
Molecular function (GO): transmembrane transporter activity
Source: RefSeq, a predicted model, not a curated record
AUGUCUCGCCGCAAGCCAGACAUAGAGGCCACAGAGCCUGCAUCUUCUUCAAUCAGCAGUAAAUCCGAUUUCGGCACUGCGCAACACCAUGAACGCAGGGGUAGUCAUCCUCGGCAAGCCUCCGUCGCUGCAAAGCUCCGUAAUCCUUUGGCCGGCCUGAGUGAAGAACAAGUCAUUGCCGACGUCGACGCUUGGUGUGUAGAAAAGGGUCUACAAGAGCACCAGGACGCCUUUCGGAAAGGUGCACUGAUUGCCCGUGUGGGCCAGCGCGACGACGGCUUCGAAUAUGUCAGUCAACUAUCCACGGAAGAGAAGGAUCUGCUCAGGUAUGAAGUCAACCAUCGAUGGUCACAGCCCUUCAUGUUGUACUUUUUGGUCGUUCUCUGCGCUGGCUCUGCCAUUGUGCAAGGCAUGGACCAGACGGCAGUAAACGGUGCUCAGGAAUUCUAUUUCCAAGAAUUCAACAUUGGAGAAGACCAGGUAUGGCUUCGCGGCCUACUCAAUGGCGCACCAUACCUCUGUUCCUGUCUGAUCGGUUGCUGGUCGAAUGCACCACUCAACAAGUACUUUGGUCGUCGAGGCACCAUCUUCAUUUCGUGCAUCAUCUCAUUCAUUACUGGAAUAUGGAUGGCAGCCGCGGAUAGCUGGCCAAACCUCCUCGUUGCUCGAUUCAUGCUUGGCUUUGCGGUCGGUGCAAAGUCGUCGACGACACCCGUCUACGCGGCGGAAUCUGCACCGAAGACUAUUCGUGGAGCCCUGACAAUGAUGUGGCAGAUGUGGACGGCAUUUGGCAUCAUGCUUGGUUUUAUCGUGUCAGUCGCUUUUCAGAAUGUCACCAUUAUUGGAGGGCAGUACUCGCCGUGGAGAUGGAUGUUGGCCAGUACCAGUAUCCCUCCGAUGGUUGUUUGUGUCCAAGUCUAUUUCUGCCCGGAAUCGCCCCGCUGGUACAUGGAGAAAGGCAAGUUCGACAAAGCCUUCAAAGCUCUUUGCAGACUUCGCAGGCACAAGAUGCAAGCUGCACGCGACAUGUACUAUGCAUAUAAGCUCCUCGAAAUCGAGGCCGCAGAGCGCGAAGGCCGCAACGCUUGGAAGGAAUUCUUUACUGUCCGACGUAACCGCCGCGCUGCACAAAGCGCAUUCUUUGUGAUGUUUAUGCAACAGUUCUGUGGGGUCAAUGUGAUCGCCUACUACAGUACGGCCAUUUUCCGAGAAGCUGGCUUCACGCGGUCUGAAGCGUUGCUCACAUCCAUGGGUACUGGUAUUACAAACUUCCUCUUCGCGAUCCCCGCCAUCUACACGAUUGACACCUUCGGCCGUCGUAACCUACUACUUACUACUUUCCCGCUCAUGGGCCUUUGUUUGCUUUGGUGUGGGUUGUCCUUUUACCUGCCGAUGGACCCAGAGACAAAUCGACCAAGUCAGGAACGUCUUGCAUCGAUUGCCGCAGCUAUAUACACCUUCAUGGCCGUAUACUCGCCUGGCGAGGGCCCAGUGCCUUUUACGUACUCCGCCGAAGCAUUCCCCCUGCAUCUCCGCGACGUGGGUAUGUCUUUCGCGACCGCGACUUGCUGGGGCUUCAACUUCAUCCUUUCACUCACCUGGCCUGCCCUUAGUGCUGCGUUCACCCCCACUGGUGCUUUCUGCUGGUACGCUGGGUGGAACUUCUUUGGAUUCGUCUAUGCAUACUUUUUCCUGCCCGAAACCAAGGCCCUCACACUAGAAGAACUGGAUACUGUGUUUGACGUCGGAAACCGUCAGUUCUCGGCCUACUACAGGAAGAAGUUGCCAUGGUAUAUGCGAAAGCACAUUUUACGCCAGAAUGUGGAGCCUAUGGAGCCGCUUUUCGAACUCCAUGAGAAGAGUACAGGUAGGGACUAUGCGAAAGAGCCUUUCGGUGGUGGAGGCGAAGCAGGCGCAGUGGGGGGUACCGAGAUCGUUGAGAAGAGUGAGGUUAAUAAGAUGUGA